Molecule: messenger RNA, 1683 nt
Organism: Pogonomyrmex barbatus (red harvester ant)
Lineage: Eukaryota; Metazoa; Arthropoda; Insecta; Hymenoptera; Formicidae
Source: RefSeq, a predicted model, not a curated record
UGGUACUGUUUGAACGUUUGUCAGUUUUGAUUUUGAAAGUAAACAGCGAUUUAAAAACUGCUGAUUGGCUUUAGAAAAACGUGUUUAUGUAUAUUGAACGAUAAUUGAAUCCUAAUAUUGAUUACGAAAGAGUAGUUUUUAACAACUAAUUUCGUUUUGAUCAUCUGUUCAAUUAUGGGCAAUUAUGCGAGCAAGUUGUUAUUUUAUACCAAUGAAAACCGAAAAGAAAGCACUGACCCUUCAGUAAUUGCGCAGCAAGCAACUGUAGAAGAUGUUAGUAUGAAUACACCAAUAUUAUUUGAAAGAAAAGUGUUAGUUGAUCCACGUUCAGUCUCUGCAGGGAUUAAAAGAACUCCUAUUGAAGUCAAAGAUACCCUAGUUGGAGUGACUAAACAAGCGCCUAGUGCAAUCCCAAAAUAUUUGCAGAAGAAACAAUAUCUCGAAACUAAUAUGGAUAUGGUAAUGCCACCACUAACACCAAAGAAACGUUUUAUACUAAAAUCAGUAGGUAGUGAUCAGCAAUCUGAAUCGGAUGACGCACAGGAUUAUUCAACACCAAAUGCUAAUAUUAUAAAAAAUUUGAAAACAGUUUCGUCGAUAGAUGAGGAACGUUUUAUUGUUUUGGGAUUGGAUCCUAGAUCUCCAGCAGCAGAUUUUGACAGAACACCUAUUUUAAUGCCAAGGUCCCUUGCAUUAAUCAAGGCACGGUCGCAAGAAAGUUUGAGUCGUAGAGGCAGUUAUGAAACAGAUAUUUACAAUCCGAAAGACUCUUGUCAGGGAAUAGAAGUAUCACUUAGUAUUCCAAAAAUGGAAUUGUCAUCUGAUACUAUCUCAAAAAAUCUAAAAACAUUAGACAUUACGGAGAAGCAAGAAGAAAUAGCUAGCACAUUCCAGAAUGAUUCUGAUUUAAGCAUUUCUAAAAGUGAAACGGAAAUCACAGUUAUUAAAAAUCCGAAAUAUGCAAAUGAGAAAAAAAAAUCGUUGAUCUCGGACGAACAGACAGUUGCAACCGGUAGCGAGGAAAGUAAAGAUGAGACAGAAAAGCAAGAUAAUAACAAAAUUGAAUCUAACAUGAAGACAAAAUAUGACGAUAAGAUUGAGUUGUAUGACCCAUCAUCGGGGGAGGAGGAGGAAAGUGUAUCAGGUAAGGAGGAUAAGAAAGAAUUACCACAAGAAAAAAUUUCGAGAGAAGAUAUAAUUAUAACGUUUGAUGAAUGUACUACGAUUAGUACUCCUUUAACAAAGCAAAUAAAGAUAAAAACGGAAUCGGAGAAAGGAAUAUACAGAAGAAAAAGAAAGAAGAAUGCCAAAACAGAUGUCAAACUUAUGCUAAAUGAAAAAAUAGUUGUUACUCCUGAAAACAAACGGGGGAUUGAAAUGCGUGAGAAUCGCACACCUCUUGGCAAUCGAUCUAAUAAUAGUCAAAUACAAAAGAAGCCGCAAGAAUGUUUGAGAAACAAGCCUGCAUCUACUAGAACACAGCAAGAGAAUACUCCGCCGUAUCAGAUGUAUGUGAAAACUAGAAAUGGGAAUCAAUGGGAUCCGAAUUCCACAAUUUUUAUUUAAAUAUAUUCAAAUUAGCCAAUUUAUUUUAAGAUAAGGAUAGGAUAGAAAGGGCAAUAAUGGCAUUCAUCUUAGCUUAUUAAUUGCAAAUAAAAUGUCAUUUAAUUUUCGUAUUAAAAU